AUGUUCCUAACGCUGGCCGGCCCACGUGCGAGUACCUGUCCCCUCCCCUUUCUCCCCUCCCAAAAGUUCCUGACAAUCCGAUCACAGACUCCAGAUGCUAUAGCCCUCCGAAGCUCAGAGCCCAAUAUCCCAGGCUACUCCCUCGCCAAUAAUACAAAACUCAACACGUUCGAAGACCUCGGACAAGACCCAGACCGCGCCCGCUGCUUCGCAGGCGCCAUGUCCUCGACUUCAGAAACCAGCCUCGAUGCACUCGCAGAACACUUCGAUUGGCCCGCCCUACCCCCCGGCGCUACCGUUGUCGACGUUGGCGGCGCUCAAGUACACGCCUCUCUCCAUCUUGCUAAACGCUUCCCCACCGUGACCUCCGCGGUCCAGGACAUCGCCGAGGUAAUCAACGGCGCGCAGGGAAAUCUUCCAGAAGCAUUGAAAGACAGGCUGAGGCUGGAAGCGCAUGACAUGUUCACUCCCCAACCCUUACAAGACCUAGACGUUGAUCUCUUGCGGUACGUGCUGCACGACUGGCCAGAUAAGUACUUCGUCCGUGUUAUUGAGAAUGUUGUGAAGGAUAUGAAGAAGGGUGCAAGAAUUGUGCUGCAAGAGCAUGUCUUGGCGGAGCGGGGGACGCUGGGCAUGGUGGAGGAGAUGCAGGAGAGGUAA
Molecule: messenger RNA, 660 nt
Organism: Didymosphaeria variabile
Lineage: Eukaryota; Fungi; Ascomycota; Dothideomycetes; Pleosporales; Didymosphaeriaceae
Exons: 2
Coding region: 1-660 (219 amino acids)
Molecular function (GO): O-methyltransferase activity
Source: RefSeq, a predicted model, not a curated record